AUGUUUGUACAGACGAUACGUUGCGACAGCGGGCAACAGUACACUAACUUUAACAAAUUUAUCACCUGCAAUCUGAAACUGCGAGUGAAAAAUGGCUGGGCUCAACGGAAGGAAGAUGAAAACCAAAGUCUGGUCAGAUGCGCAGCGACCUGUCAGGACGGUUGCUGUGGUGUCAACCUGGAUGACAAUCAAGUGUGUUAUCAUCAUGCCAACUGCACAGAAAGAAUCCAAUGCUCUCCCAGGGAUCUCUCCUUUGAGCUGUAUGUAAAGAAUCCCUGUCAACACAACGGCGUGUGGAAUGAGGUUCGGUUUACCUGUAAAUGCACUGGUGGCUGGGUAGGCGACCGUUGUGAGCGCUACCCGCGAAACUGUAAGGAAAUGACUUUGUACGGGUAUGAAGACGGCUUUCAGGAACGCCUAGUGCUUCACCCAGAGACCUCACCGCAGCCAUUUACUGCUCACUGUAGCUACUACAGGGACAGGAAGGAAUAUUUCACCUACAUACUGUACAAUACCGGCGAAUACGACAACACGAUGACCUGGUCAGACUACGUCAAUGGGUUCGAGCAUGACGACACUAACUAUUGGAUAGGUCUGCGGAACAUAAAACUCCUCAACGAUGCAGGCCACACACAAGUUUUUCUCAGAGUUACUGUCAACGUCAGCGGCAUUAGCAAGUUACCGUACUACUCCUUCACACAGUUCCGAAUGGGAUCUGAAGAGAUGGGAUAUGAUUUUACUGCGGUGGCUAGUGACAACAAUACAGAGGGCGGGGUGUAUGGGGACUGUUUGACUCCUGUCCAAGGCGUCCCAUUUUCUACAGCUGACCACGACCGAGAUCUGAACACCACAGGGAAUUGUGCCAGGGAAGGCAAGGCUGGAUGGUGGUUCAAAACCUGUGAUGUUGGGUGCAAUCCUUUAGGUCCGGCAUCUCACUGGAGAAUGAUGCACUUUAACUUAGACCGAAGCAUUCUAAAAACUUACAUGUAUUUUAGAGAUGUGUAG
Molecule: messenger RNA, 1005 nt
Organism: Candidula unifasciata
Lineage: Eukaryota; Metazoa; Mollusca; Gastropoda; Stylommatophora; Geomitridae
Source: the annotation of a GenBank genome assembly